Messenger RNA from Pan troglodytes (chimpanzee), 1404 nucleotides. RefSeq names its product cytochrome c1 (gene CYC1). Gene Ontology annotation, cellular component: respiratory chain complex III. Gene Ontology annotation, molecular function: electron transfer activity; heme binding. The transcript has 7 exons. Gene Ontology annotation, biological process: mitochondrial electron transport, ubiquinol to cytochrome c. Lineage: Eukaryota; Metazoa; Chordata; Mammalia; Primates; Hominidae. The record is from RefSeq and is a predicted model, not a curated record. The coding region runs from base 415 to 1215 and encodes 266 amino acids.
ACCGGCCACCCAGCGUCCCCGGUCCCAGCUGCCUGCCGACCUUGAGCGUGUGGGAUCAGGGCUGGGCGCCCACCUCUCCGAACGGCAGAGAGCCCGUCCCCAGCGUGGGGGUUGGCGGGACGGGCUAGCUGCCGUGGCGGGGCUGGGGCUUUCCCGAAUGGCGCGCCCAGGACGGCUCUUGCGGCUGGCUGUCCAAACUGGGCCCGCGUCCUGAAGUGACCCCAGCCUGAUCUCGGCCAGCUGCUUGUGACCUUGGCCUGUCCCAGCACCCUUGGUCACUUCGGUCUGAUCCCCGGCUCAGGAUCCAGGAACACCCUCUCCUGAGAGCGAAUCACGGUCUAGGGGCGCUGAGCGGAGAUCUUGCAGGCAGUGGCCUUGUCGUCGAAGUCUGGCCUUUCCCGAGGCCGGAAAGUGAUGCUGUCAGCGCUGGGCAUGCUGGCGGCAGGGGGUGCGGGGCUGGCCGUGGCUCUGCAUUCGGCUGUGAGUGCCAGUGACCUGGAGCUGCACCCCCCCAGCUAUCCGUGGUCUCACCGUGGCCUCCUCUCUUCCUUGGACCACACCAGCAUCCGGAGGGGUUUCCAGGUAUAUAAGCAGGUGUGCGCCUCCUGCCACAGCAUGGACUUCGUGGCCUACCGCCACCUGGUGGGCGUGUGCUACACGGAGGAUGAAGCUAAGGAGCUGGCUGCGGAGGUGGAGGUUCAAGACGGCCCCAAUGAAGAUGGGGAGAUGUUCAUGCGGCCAGGGAAGCUAUUCGACUAUUUCCCAAAACCAUACCCCAACAGUGAGGCUGCUCGAGCGGCCAACAACGGAGCAUUGCCCCCUGACCUCAGCUACAUCGUGCGAGCUAGGCAUGGUGGUGAGGACUACGUCUUCUCCCUGCUCACGGGCUACUGCGAGCCACCCACCGGGGUGUCACUGCGGGAAGGUCUCUACUUCAACCCCUACUUUCCUGGCCAGGCCAUUGCCAUGGCCCCUCCUAUCUACACAGAUGUCUUAGAGUUUGACGAUGGCACCCCAGCUACCAUGUCCCAGAUAGCCAAGGAUGUGUGCACCUUCCUGCGCUGGGCAUCUGAGCCAGAGCACGACCAUCGAAAACGCAUGGGGCUCAAGAUGUUGAUGAUGAUGGCUCUGCUGGUGCCCCUGGUCUACACCAUAAAGAGGCACAAGUGGUCAGUCCUGAAGAGUCGGAAGCUGGCAUAUCGGCCGCCCAAGUGACCCUGUCCAGUGUCUGCUUGCCAUCCUGCCAGAACAGGCCCUCAAGCCCAAGAGCCAUCCCAGGCCUGUUCAGGCCUCAGCUAAGCCUCUCUUCAUCUGGAAGAAGAGGCAAGGGGGCAGGAGACCAGGCUCUAGCUCUGGGCCCUCCUUCAGCCCCCAUCAUGGGAAUAAAUUAAUUUUCUCAAUGUA